Messenger RNA from Ctenopharyngodon idella (grass carp), 4109 nucleotides. It is a transcript of the gene cert1a, whose product is annotated as ceramide transporter 1a. The record is from RefSeq and is a predicted model, not a curated record. Gene Ontology annotation, biological process: ER to Golgi ceramide transport. NCBI's taxonomy places the organism in Eukaryota, Metazoa, Chordata, Actinopteri, Cypriniformes, Xenocyprididae. Gene Ontology annotation, molecular function: phosphatidylinositol-4-phosphate binding. Gene Ontology annotation, cellular component: Golgi apparatus.
UAAAACCCAGAAGACAAACGUGAAACGUGUGUGUACAGACGACAGCAGACAGUGUGUGUCAGACCCACAGUUUGUUGUAGACGUGCAGUAUUGAUGUUUUACUUCUAUUGCAACACUAGUCACGUGAAUCUUUAGAGUAAGGAUUAAGUGCGUGGCCCUGAAGACACAAACUCUAUCGAUAUAUUGAACUCGUCGCUGCGUGUCGUCAUUAGUUUGAUCAGAGGUUUGAUACUGGAGUAGGAUGGGCUUUUACACCUGGCACUUUUUACCUCAGACCUUAAGCGAUUUAAAAGCUAGUAUUGGUGUUAUGACUAUUUAAUUUAUAUCACAAUCUAGAUAAAAUUAAAAACAGGACGGUCGCGGAAUUUUUUCAUAAUCUUUCCUGAUGUCGGACUGCAGCUCAUCGGGUUCAGAUGAGGAUUUGGACCCGGAGUCAGAGCUGCUGGACGAGCUCGGCGGCAAGCUCAGCAAGUGGACUAACUACAUUCAUGGAUGGCAGGACCGCUGGAUUGCGCUGAAGGGCAAUAUUCUCAGUUACUACAGGUCAGCAGAUGAGAAGGAGUACGGCUGUAGAGGGUCCAUCUGUCUCAGCAAGGCUGUCAUCACGCCUCAUGAGUUUGAUGAAUGCCGGUUUGACAUCAGUGUGAACGACAGCAUCUGGUACCUGAGGGCUGAACAUCCUUUGCUCCGGCAGCAGUGGAUCGAUACCAUCGAACUUCACAAGGCUGAGUCAGGCUACGGGUCUGAGAGCAGUCUACGCCGCCAUGGCUCCCUACUGUCCCUCACCUCUGCCGCCAGUGGCCUCUCCACCACCUCCGCUUCCUCCUUCAAGAAGGGAUACAGUCUGCGGGAAAAGCUAGCAGAGAUGGAGACCUUCCGAGACAUUCUCUGCAGACAGGUGGACACUCUGCAGAGGUACUUUGACAACUGCGCCGAUACUGACAGUAAAGAUGAGCUUCACAGGGACAAAGUAUCCGAUGAUGACGAAGAUUUUCCAACCUUACGUCCAGAUGGAGAUUAUCUGCUCAACAACAACAGCAGUAAAGAAAAAUUAUUCCCUGUGGACAGCCUCAAAGCUUCCACAGGCAUCGAUUUCAAGGGUGAAGCCAUCACGUUUAAAGCCACUACAGCAGGAAUCCUGUCCACACUGUCCCACUGCAUCGACAUUUUGGUCAAAGGAGAGGAGAGCUGGCAGAGACGACUUGAUAAGGAAAUUGAAAGGAGAAGACGGGCUGAAGAUGCCUACAAAGCUGCGUUGACAGAGCUGAAGAAGAAGCCUCAUUAUGGAGGACCAGACUAUGAAGAAGGACCAAACAGUCUGAUCAAUGAAGAGGAGUUCUUUGAUGCUGUGGAAGCUGCAUUGGAUAAACAUGACCAGAUCGAAGAGCAAUCCCAGGCAGAAAGGAGCAGGGCAUCUCGACAGAUCUCCCUCACUCCAGACACCUAUUCCUCCAUCAGCACUCAGAAAUACUUGACUAAGCCUCGCAGUCACACUUCCUCCUUGUCCUCCUCUGUCGACCUAAUAAGUGCCUCAGAUGACGUGCACAGGUUCAGUGCUCAGGUUGAGGAGAUGGUGCACAGUCACAUGACUUAUUCUUUACAGGAUGUGGGCGGAGAUGCCAACUGGCAGCUGGUCAUUGAAGAAGGGGAUAUGAAGGUGUACAGAAGAGAGGUGGAGGAGAAUGGCAUUGUUCUGGAUCCUCUCAAGGCUACUCAUUCUGUCAGAGGGGUCACGGGUCACGAGGUUUGCCACUACUUUUGGGACACAGCUUAUCGAAACGAUUGGGAGACAACUGUUGAAAACUUUCAAGUGGUUGAGACACUUUCAGAUAAAGCAGUCAUCAUUCAUCAGACACAUAAGAGAGUGUGGCCUGCCACCCAGCGGGACGUGCUUUAUGUAUCGGUUAUUCGUAAAAUUCACUCCACCAGUGAGAAUGAUCCAGACACCUGUCUGGUGUGCAACUUCUCAGUGGAUAAUGACAGCUAUCCACCCUCUGCUAGAUGCAUUCGUGCCAAAAUCAAUGUAGCCAUGAUCUGUCAAACCCUAAUCAGCCCACCAGAGGGAGACAAAAAGAUCACCAGGGACAACAUCCUCUGUAAAAUCACAUAUGUAGCCAACGUAAAUCCUGGUGGUUGGGCCCCUGCAUCAGUCUUGCGAGCCGUAGCCAAGAGAGAAUACCCCAAAUUCCUUAAACGCUUCACCUCGUAUGUUCAAGAGAAGACCAGCGGUGAGGAUAUCCUCUACUGAACAACACCAGGUUGUUUAAUAUACAUUCCCAGUUUGCUUUCUGACUCACCUGAAGAAACGCCUUAUUCACAAUGCUCUACCAUCACAGCGCUGCUCUGCCCAAGUGCUCUUGACACUCUUCAGAAACCUUUUUCAAACUGUAUCCAUACAGACUGAACAACAGCGGUACACCAACACCAAAAAUGGUUCAAUGUAUGUAAAAAAAAAAAAAAAAAAAAAAAAGCACCUUUGAAAAGUCAAACACUAGAACAACCAACACAUUCUGGUCAUCUUCAAAAGGCCUUACUCUUUUUUUUUUUUUCUGUUUUUUUCGUAAUUGAGCUGCGGCUCAGGUUGUUAAAGUGUUUUACAUUUUUGUAAAUAUUUGAUCAUAGUUUGAGGUCUGACUAUGGUCUUGAUGAAAAAUAUAUAUAUAUAUAUAUAUAUAUAUAUAUAUAUAUAUAUAUAUAUAAAUAUAUAUAUAUAUAUAUAUAUAUAUAUAUAUAUAUAUAUAUAUAUAUAUAUAUAUAUAAUAUAUAUCUGUAAACUUGAUGCCUUGAUUUAUAUGAUUCUUACUGGCCUUGUCCAAUAGCCAUUUGUCUUAGGAAGACCCUUUCUAUCCUCAUGAUCAAGAGGACGUCAGACUUCAGUCUUAAGAUCUAUUGUACAGUUAGCGUCUGAAUGUUUAACAUUAUUUACAUGUGAAGGCAUUACACAUUUUGAUUAUUAUAAUUCAUAAAUGUGGCUGUUGGUAAAGUGUACAUUUAAUGGGAACUACUUGUAUAAAACAGUAAUCUUGAAAAGUAGAGGCUAUUUUGGUAGGCCUGUAAAAAGUUAUUAGUGAUUUGUAUAUGAUCUUUUUUUUUUUUUUUUUUUUUUUUUUUUUUUUUUUUUAGUUUAGUUUUUUGUUUUAAUUUCCAGAAGUUUCAAUAAUAAUAAUAAUUUCUGCAGGUAGGUGGCACUUUGUUGUACAAAUGCCUGUGUUUGGACACUAUUACAGCAGUUUCAUCAAUGUCAUUCCAGUUUUUCCUUAAUCAGUUGGUUCAUUAUUACAUGUUGGUCUUCCAUCUACACAAUUUAUGUGAAAUUACUUCAGCUGUGCCAACUAUUCUUGUGAAAAAGUGGGAACUGUAAUGGUAAUUCAAAGUUUUAUGUCACUUAUUGGUCUAAUUCAUUGUAUGGAAGAAUUAAUGAACUAGGCACAUUUUCAGCGAUGACUAGACUUAAAGGAGUAGUUUACCCAAAAAUUAACCAAAUCAGUUUUUCCUUACCAGCAUUCUUCAAAAUAUCUUUUGUGUUCAGCAGUACAAAGAAAGUUGGGAAGAAAUUAAAUGAUGACAGAAUUUAAAUUUUUGGGUGAGCUAUCGCUUUAAUAAUGGCUUCAAAGUCAUAAUUUCUUGGAUGAGAAAUGAAAUGCAUACAUAAGGCAAAUCCAUUUAUUAAUUUAUGCAUCUCACGGUUAGAAUUGUUGGUUUUGUUUUUUCUGAUGUCAGUAACAUUGUUUGCACUAAACACUAAUAUAUAUAUAUAUAUAUAUAUAUAUAUAUAUAUAUAUAUAUUUUUUUUUUUUUUUUAUCUUAUUUUUCCAUACUAAUACUCCAGUUCAUGACGGCUGAUUUGAUGCAUGCAAAUGAUCAAAUCAACACCCUCUGAUUUGCUGCUGCUUAAAGCACUUUUAUUUAGUUGGAUAGUGUGAAACACAUUGUUCAUGACAGCAAGAACAAGAAACUAAGAAAAAAUACCUUCUGAUUUCAUUUUGAGAUUGAUUACAAAUGUUGAUUGCUUUUUGAAAAAGGUUUUGUAAAUGACUUCUUUCUAUAUACUGUAUAUGUAAUAUCACCAACUUAUAAAUGAAACCAAAUUUUAUGAAACAAAAGCAAAA